AUGGAAUUACCUACAAAUACUGCUGCUCCUAAACCACCAAAGAGACAAGUGACCCUAGGCCCAACAUCCCCUAUCCAGGAUUGGGAAGUCGAGCGAGCAACGAUCCUCGCUGAUCGUAAAGAGAGCUGUGAAAAGGCAGAGCGACUGGAAAAGAAGCUGGAACUCGACCGUCAAACAUACGAAAAGAACACGGCUAGUCUGCUCCGAGAAAAUAAGCUAAAAGAGACUUUUCUCGAAAAAAGAAUCAAGGAUGUUCAGGAGCAGUUGAUGGAAGAGCUGGUGCUAGUGCAACGCACAUUGGAUGAAGAGCGAUCCUCAUUUCAGGAACAAUUACGAAGCUUGAAAAGCCAACAUGAAGCAGCGUUCGAGGCUGAAGAGAAGAAAUAUCAAAGAAGAUUAACAAGCCUUCAAGAGAGACUGAAUGCAAAGGAUAAGGAGUAUGCUGAGAUAUUUGAAAAGGAACAGCACAGCUCUACAGCGGAAUCAGAUGUUGAAAAGGAAAAAAUCAUUGAAUCUUUAAAUAUUCAAAUUGCCAAGAAUCAAGAGGAAAUGGCUAAGCUUCGGGAAUCUAACCCUGAAAGUGAGAUCGAGAACGAUGAUGAUGAUGAUGAUGGUACACCCGAAAAGCAGGCUGAAACUUCCACUUCUUCGUCUAAGGAAUAUCAACAGCUUGAAUCAUUGUACAAAUCACUACAAGAAAAGUUUGAGGCGACCGAGUUGGUAUUGAAAGAUUGUAAACAAGAAAACGAGGACCAUCUACGCAAGAUUGACGAAUUGAAAACUAGUCUAUCAGCUGCUCAACAACAAAGAAAACGCAUCGAUCAAGUCGUAUCCAGUCAAAAUGACCAUAUCAAGGAGUUGACUGAAAAGUUCAUGUCGGAAGUGCGACAAACCGAAAUGACAAACCAGGCACAAUUUCAAAAUUUACAAUCCGAGCACACUGAAUUAAUGCGUGAGCUUAGAGAACAGCAUGAAACUGAAAAGGAAGUGUGGCAAAUAGAACAAACUACCCUAAUCGAUGAGAUGCGCAGAGAGUUGAACUUUGAAAAGGAGGAAGCACUGCGAGAAUUGGGCAGAGAAUGGAAGGAGAAGAGCGAAGAUUUACAUGCAUCCAUGUCCAAGGAUGCCAUGGAGAUUCAAGCUCAUUGGGAAUCCAAAUUGCAAGAAGCAAAGUCAGGCUCGCUGUUGAAGGUGUCUCGAUUGCAGGGAGAGAUCGCGGUGGUCAAGGAUCGCUUGGGACGUGAAAUCACCAGACGAAAGCAAAACCAAGCAUUGUUGGAAGAGGCCAUAAAUAAGAAUAAGCUUUUGGAUGAGUCCUUGAGGAAAUAUCAAUCUAAAUGUCAUGAUCUUUUGAAUCGGCGUACUACAACGGAGAAAGAGAUCCAAAUAUUGAAGUGUCAACAUCGCACCUCUUAUAAAUUAGCUCUGGAUCUCUUGACUAUCACCUCACCGAAUAAGACCAUUGAUUCUCGAGCUAGAUUGCCAGACAUAUUACAAACUGCUGUCAGAGAUGCCACCUUGAUGAGAUUUCAUGCUGAGACAGAGGCUGAUACUCAAGGCUCAGCAUUCGCUGUCAAUGGCAUUCCCACAUAUGGAUUUUGA
Messenger RNA from Mucor velutinosus, 1602 nucleotides. It is a transcript of the gene LEA1, whose product is annotated as U2 snRNP complex subunit. The transcript is spliced from 6 exons. The record is from RefSeq and is a predicted model, not a curated record. Lineage: Eukaryota; Fungi; Mucoromycota; Mucoromycetes; Mucorales; Mucoraceae. Bases 1 to 1602 code for a protein of 533 amino acids.